Molecule: messenger RNA, 352 nt
Organism: Guyanagaster necrorhizus
Lineage: Eukaryota; Fungi; Basidiomycota; Agaricomycetes; Agaricales; Physalacriaceae
Exons: 4
Source: RefSeq, a predicted model, not a curated record
CUAUGAGUGAAAGGUACGGUACCGGGACUUCGACGAGUACUGCCGUCGGUACAGACCCGACCACCCCUGUUCCCGUCGAGUCGCUGGAUGGUAUGCAUAUCGGAGAUGGCACAUGGUAUAGUCCAGGUUCGGGCGCCUGUGGACAGAACAACACAGAGGGGGACCCCAUAGCGGCAGUAUCGUACUUGCUCUUCGACUAUUGGCCUGGUUCGAUGACUAAGAACCCGAAUAUGUGUGUGUUCCUUGCGUAUCGCACAAUGCUCAUGGGUUUCUGACUUGUAAGCAGAAACCCUAUCUGCGGGAAGAAGCUCGUAGCUCACUACACGGACCCAAACACGCAACAAGAAACCAC